AGGUUGAUGGUGGCUCAUUUCAUGUUGGGUAACACGUAUCCAUUCACAGAGAAAGAUUGGCUCGCCACUUUUGACUUGGCCAGUGAGGCGGGAUUGGAUGGUUUCGCUCUCAAUCUAGGACCGGAAGAAUGGCAGUUUUCUCAAGCUCUUAUGGCUUACGACCUCCUCUCUUCUCACUCUUCUGGCCUGAAACUGUUCCUGUCGUUAGAUAUGAACGUUAACCCUUCUGCCACAUCAACUGAUGGGGAUUUGUUGGCGGAAAAAGUCUUACGAGUGCUUUCAGAGCCUGCACAGCUGAAAUGGGAUGGAAGACCUGUGUUAUCGUCUUUCAGUGGACAUGCUGUUUCAUUCGGAGGAGAAGGGUGGAAGGGGUGGUUAAAUCGGUUGAAUGCCAAGUCAGAAACACCGGUAUUCUUCUGGCCUACUUUCUUCAUGCCCCCUAAAGAGGUUAUAAACUUGCCAUACGUCGACGGGACUUUCGCCUGGAAUGCAGCUUGGUCAGUUGCAGGUAAUCAUACGAUCAGUAUUGAAGAAGAUGCCCCUUUCUUGGCCAGUGAUAAACCCUACAUGGCUUCUGCCUCUCCUCUUUUCUUCACACAUUAUGGAAAGACAGGACAAUGGGCAUGGGACAAAAAUUGGAUAUAUCGCUCUGACGACCUUCUUUACCCAACCCGAUUAGCAGAACUCAUUUCCCUUCCAACCCAUCAAUCACCCUCGAUAAUACAAAUAAUUUCAUGGAACGAUUACGGUGAAUCCCAUUACCUAUCCCCAAUCUUAGGUGCUCAACCCGGAUCUGAUCACUGGACUCAAAAUAUGUCUCAUAUCGCAUUCAGAGAAAUGACCCAUUUCUUCUCUUUACUAUGGAAAGGAGUACCUGAAAUAGAAGCGAUAGGAAAUGACCCACGAGUUUACAUGUGGUAUAGAACUCAUCCAUCUUCAAUCAUAGUGAAAGAUGAUGAAGUUGGAUUACCUAGAAAUUCAGAAUGGGCACAAGAUUUAAUAAAUUUAUUCAUUUUACUCCCUCCUUCAACAUUGGAACAUAAGAUCGUCGUGAAGAAUGAAGAUAAAGUACAUGAAAGAAGUUUGAAAACUGGAAAACCGAAUUUAUUUACGGUAGGUUUCAAACCUGGUAGAGUAACUUUUGAGUUGGUAGCUGGUAGUGCUGUUUUGGUCGCUGGUCAAGGGAAAAGGAUUUUGGAUGAGGGAGAGAUAGAAGGGUAUAAUUAUAAUAUGUGGAGUGGGAGUUGGAGGGGGGAUUGAGAAAAAUAUGAAUUUUGUGUGGUUAGGAGGUUGAGGGGAGUUACUCCCCGGUAGGAUGGAAGAUCAGCGGAUGGCUUUUACGUCGAGCUGAGUGCCCAAUUUAGGGAUUUGGGAAGUAUGACCAGUAAUUCAGCAUGAUCAUUGAUACGUCGUGGGAUUAGAUCGUCAUUGGGACAAGAUAUGCAUUGGCAGUUUGACAUGCCGAAAAACAGAUUGAUUAG
Molecule: messenger RNA, 1481 nt
Organism: Tremella mesenterica DSM 1558
Lineage: Eukaryota; Fungi; Basidiomycota; Tremellomycetes; Tremellales; Tremellaceae
Exons: 7
Coding region: 7-1260 (417 amino acids)
Molecular function (GO): glucan endo-1,3-alpha-glucosidase activity
Source: RefSeq, a predicted model, not a curated record